Trachemys scripta elegans is the source of this 3129-nucleotide messenger RNA. RefSeq names its product cytochrome P450 1A5-like. Bases 151 to 1731 code for a protein of 526 amino acids. Gene Ontology annotation, molecular function: steroid 17-alpha-monooxygenase activity; oxidoreductase activity, acting on paired donors, with incorporation or reduction of molecular oxygen, reduced flavin or flavoprotein as one donor, and incorporation of one atom of oxygen; iron ion binding. The transcript is spliced from 7 exons. Lineage: Eukaryota; Metazoa; Chordata; Testudines; Emydidae. Gene Ontology annotation, biological process: hormone biosynthetic process; progesterone metabolic process. The record is from RefSeq and is a predicted model, not a curated record.
GAGCACCUUGUAUCUCUCCACACACACACACAAGCCGCAGACCACGGGCAUCUCCGAGCUGCACCCAGGAGCACCCGACUCCUUAGAAGAGGUCUCCACGGCAAGCUGCGCCAAGCAUCUGGGACGCACAGGGUUCUUAGUCCCUUGAAGAUGAAGGCUGCAAUGUCACUGGUGGGAAGCCAGGGCAUUAUCUCCGUCACCGAGAUCCUUAUUGCCUCUGCUGUCUUCUGUCUGACGUUCAUGGUCAUCAGAUCCUUCCGGCAGCAGAUCCCCAAGGGGCUGAAGAGGCUCUCAGGACCAAGGGGUUACCCCCUGAUUGGCAAUGUGCUGGAGCUGGGGAGCAAUCCACACCUGACCUUGACUCAGAUGAGCCAGAAGUAUGGAGAUGUGAUGCAGAUACAGAUCGGCACCAGACCUGUGCUGGUGCUGAGUGGGUUGGACACCAUCAAACAAGCCCUGGUGAAGCAAGGGGAGGUCUUCAUGGGGCGCCCUGAUCUCUACAGCUUUCGCAAUAUUGGAGAUGGCCAGAGCUUGACCUUCAGCACUGAUUCAGGGGAGGUGUGGAGAGCUCGCAGGAAGUUGGCCCAGAAUGCCCUGAAGACCUUUUCUGUUUCGCGCAGCCCCAACUCUUCGUCCACCUGCCUCCUCGAGGAGCAUGUCUCCAAAGAAGCUGACUACCUAGUAAGAAAGUUUCUGCAACUGAUGGAGGAAGAGAAGAGGUUUGACCCCUAUCGGUACAUGGUGGUCUCUGUGACCAAUGUAAUCUGUGCCAUGUGCUUUGGCAAGCGUUACAACCAUGAUGACCAGGAGCUGCUCAGUAUGGUAAACCUGAGCAAUGAAUUUGGGGAGGUGGCUGCCUCUGGCAACCCUGCAGAUUUCAUUCCAGUGCUCCAGUAUCUCCCUAGCCGCGCCAUGAAAAUUUUCAAGGAUCUCAAUAAGAAGUUUGACUCCUUUGUGCAGAAGAUUGUUAAGGAGCACUACAGCAGCUUUGAUAAGGACAAUAUUCGAGACAUCACCGACUCCCUGAUUGAGCAUUGUCAGGAGAAGAAAGUGGAUGAAUCUGCCAACAUUCAACUCUCUGAUCAGAAGAUUGUCAACAUUGUCAAUGACCUUUUUGGAGCUGGUUUUGACACUGUGACAACUGCGUUGUCCUGGAGUCUCAUGUAUCUUGUGACAUAUCCAGAAAUUCAGAAGAAGAUUCAUGAAGAAUUAGAUCAGACGAUUGGCAGAGAGAGGAGACCCAGACUGUCAGACCGGCCCAUGCUGUUUUAUACAGAAGCUUUUAUCUUAGAGAUGUUCAGACAUUCCUCUUUCCUGCCCUUCACCAUUCCUCACUGCACAACGAGAGACACAGUACUGAAUGGCUACUUCAUCCCGAAGGACCUCUGUGUGUUUGUCAACCAGUGGCAAGUCAAUCACGAUGAGAAGCUUUGGAAAGAUCCAUCUACCUUCAACCCAGAGCGUUUCCUCAAUGCUGAAGGGACUGAAGUAAACAGGGCAGAGAGUGAGAAAGUGAUGAUGUUUGGCUUGGGGAAGAGGAAGUGCAUUGGUGAGUCCAUUGGCAGGUGGGAGGUCUUCCUCUUCUUGACCACCCUGCUCCAGCAACUGGAGUUCAGCGUAUGUGAUGGUGAGAAGGCAGACAUAACACCUCAGUAUGGACUGACCAUGAAGCACAAGAGGUGUGAGCACUUCCAGAUUAAACAGCGCUUUGAAGUGAAGAAAUCUGGGUGAGCUGCAGAUUCUCAUUGCUAGGACACAGAGGGGAAAUACAACAUCACAAUAUUUUGGCUUUUGGAAACUACCACCCAGACUGCUUUGAAGGCUGACAUGCUCUAGAGCAUAAGAUAAUACAAGCCAUGUUGACUUUGCAUCUGUACUGACAUAGUGGAGGUUCUGACGUAAAUGUACUCUCUCUGCUGCUGUCUAUUGGCAUUCAAAGACUGUAUUACAAAUGACUCAAGAAUUGGCAAAGCCUGCCAAGUAUACCCUGAGGAGCAUGCCCUGUAGUGACAUCUGACACUUCAAUUAGCCAACUCCAUCAUUCUUACCUGUAGAAACAACAGAAUCGGGCAACAUGCUUUGAUCAUGCAGCUGAUCUUGAGAGGUUUUACACUGAGUAUCUUGAGUUCUCUGCUGAACUUCCCUUAACAUCCCUGAGGUGUAGUCUUUUUAUGACAGGCACCCAGGUUUUUUUGUGUGCCUUAAUUUAGAAUAAGCGACUUUAGCCUAAGAUUAUCUCUGAUAUGUAACCAGCUGGCUAUGGCUGUGAAAUAUAUUGAAUAUAGAAUCAGAUGUAUAACCUGUAAACAGAACACAUUUUUGCAGCCAUUAUUUCUAAUCUCAUUGGCUCAUCUCAGUUGUCUAAAGGUUUUGAGGAGAAACAUAACCAGCCUUCUCCUAAAUGGCUGGGAUGAAUAAUUUUCAGAUCAGGAGCCAUUUGUGAAAUUUCCAAUCUAUUUGUGCUGGCUGAAAUGCAUCUUUUGGCAGAGAGCUAGCUCAAUACCCAUGCACUACUUAAGUCUUAUUUUGAAAGCUUGUGUGAACUUAAGUGUUGCAGAGAGGAAUGUCACCUGCUGUGUGGCUGGUCAGCUAAAUCACAUGGUAUCCUUCUCCCUGAAAUAUUUUAAAGAGGAGAAUAGUGAAACAUGCUUAUCUUGUAAGAGAAUUCAUAAAACUGUUGGGAUUUGUGAGCAUUUCCUUUAAUACUUGGCAAUUGUCUGGAUACUUGUAAAUAACUCCUAGCAAACAACUUGAUACUGUUGUACACAAAAAUAAUAUUAAUUCAGCGGUCUUACUAGACCAGAUCUAUUCAUCUAACAAACACCUUUUCAAAGUCACAAGUUAAAAUGGGUGAAAACAAAGGACAGACAGUGCGAGGGGAAACCAAAGACAUUAUUUGCCUUCAAACUGUGUAUUGCUGCUCUUAAAACUAGUUUUUAGAGAGAAUUGGUAAUAGAGUUAUAUGUUCAGUCUAGUAAAAGGGGAGGAGGGACAGUAAGUGGGACUCUAUCUUAUACUGACAAUCUCUGCUGCAUUCCAUAUGUCCAUCCAGAGUAGAUGUCUUCAUUACAAAUAAAGGAAACUUAUGUCCAUGCCCACAGCUUGCUUAUUUUGUACCUGGCUGAAAUG